AUGGUGGAAGGACCAGGCUGUGCUCUCAAUGGAGAGAAAAUUCGGGCCAGAGUGCGUCCGGGCCAGGCGGUGGCUGCCGUGCGAGGCAGGGCUUUGCAGAGCCGGCCGGGCCCGGUGCCGCCGCCCGCAGCCCCGGCGGCCGAGGGCGCUUUCCAGGCUGCUGCACUGCAAGAUAGUAAAGAUCCCAGCCAGAAUUUCCUUAGACUGUUUAAUGGAUAUGUUUACAGUGGUGUGGAAACUUUGGGGAAAGAGCUGUUUAUGUUCUUUGGCCCGAGAGCUUUACGGAUUCAUUUUGGAAUGAAUGGCUCCAUAAGAAUUAAUCCACUUCCAUACAAAAACAAAAAUGAAAUUUCUCCUGUUUUUGAACUGCAGCUCACCAGUGAUUUGAUUUGUUUCUUUGACUCAUCAGUAGAACUCAGAAACUCAACGGAAAUCCAACAGAGAAUAAGAAGGAUGGAAGAAUUAGAUGUGUGUUCACCUAAAUUUAGUUUCCUAAGAGCAGAAAGUGAAGUUAAAAAGCAGCGCGGCCGGAUGCUCUGUGAUGUGCUUUUGGAUCAGAAAGUGUUGCCUGGUGUUGGGAACAUCAUCAAAACUGAAGCAUUGUUUGACAGUGGUCUCCAUCCAGCUGUCAAAGUUUUUCAAUUAACAGAUGAACAGACCCAUCACCUUGUGAAGAUGGUACGUGAUUUCAGCAUUCUCUUUUACAGGUGCUGUAAAACAGGAUCAGCUAUAUCUAAACACUAUAAGAUUUACAAGCGCCCUAAUUGUGGUCAGUGCCGCUGCAAAGUUACAGUGUGUCGCUUAGGGGAAAAUAACAGAAUGACAUAUUUUUGUCCUCGUUGUCAAAAAGAGAAUCCUCAACACAUGGACAUAUGCAAGCUACCCACCAGAAAUCUUAUGAUCAGUUGGACAUCUAGUAGGAGAGACCAUCUGACUGACUCAGUGAGUCGGAAGUCAGAAGAGCAGUGGACCUGUUUGGUCUGUACCCUGGUGAACAAGCCAUCUGCUGAGACAUGUGAUGCUUGCUCCACCUCAAAGCCUGUUGAUUCAGUGUUCAAGAAUGAAGAAAAUUCUGUUGUCUUUGACAACUUAGUGAAGUACCCUUGUAAUAGCUUCGGGAAAGUACAUACUGAAGUGAAAAUCAACAAGAAAACUGUAUUUGGAACUACAACUCUUGUCUUGACUGAUUUUAGCAAUAAAUCCAGUACUUUGAAAAGAAAAGAAAGCCAAACUCAGACACCAGAUGGGGAAUUUCAAAAUUCUCUUCCUACAAACGUUUGUUUUAGUGAUACACGGCACCCCUCUAAGGAGAGAACAAACUAUAUAACUCAAGUAUCUAACAAAGUAAACAUAUCUCCUACAGUCUGCUCUCAGUCUGAAUUAUUUAGUUCAGCACAUAAAAAAUUGAAAACAACCCACUACCCAACACCAGAUCGCAAAAGUUGCAACACUGGAUUUUCUAACAGCGAACUUCAAACGAGUACCACAGUUGGUCCUUGCACCUUAAAUGCUGGCAGUCCUCGAUGCAGGAAACACAACCGCCUCUGUGUUCUCCGGGUUGUGAAGAAGUCUGGCGAAAACAAAGGAAGGCAGUUUUAUACUUGUCCGCUACCUCGAGAAGCACAAUGUGGAUUUUUUGAAUGGGCAGAUUUAUCCUUCCCACUCUGCAACCAUGGCAAGCGCUCCAUCAUGAGAACAGUGUUGAAGACUGGACCUAAUAACGGAAAGAACUUUUUUGUGUGUCCUUUGGAGAAGGAAAAACAGUGCAACUUUUUCCAGUGGGCAGAAAAUGGGUCAGGGAUGAAAAUUAUUCCAGGAUGCUAGUAUUUUCUCUUGCUGUAGGACAUCUGGUAUUUAAUGUCUUCAAACUGUUCAUCCUUCCCCUUUGUAAAAUGCAAAGGUUGUAAAAUAUCUGUGGCACAUAUAAAUUAAAUUAUAACAAGACUUGAGCACUUCAUGUUUUAGAUGUAUCAUCUUUCCAUUCAAUGGCUUUUUUUCUUUACCUUAAUACAUUUUUCAUCAAUGUGCAGCAUAUUCCAUUUAUAAUGUAUAUUUAAUGCAUGUAAUAAUGACAAUAAAGGUAUUUUAGCAUGU
This is a messenger RNA of Octodon degus (degu), 2094 nucleotides long. It is a transcript of the gene Neil3, whose product is annotated as nei like DNA glycosylase 3. The transcript has 10 exons. Gene Ontology annotation, molecular function: DNA N-glycosylase activity; damaged DNA binding; DNA-(apurinic or apyrimidinic site) endonuclease activity. NCBI's taxonomy places the organism in Eukaryota, Metazoa, Chordata, Mammalia, Rodentia, Octodontidae. The coding region runs from base 1 to 1824 and encodes 607 amino acids. Gene Ontology annotation, biological process: base-excision repair. Gene Ontology annotation, cellular component: nucleus. The record is from RefSeq and is a predicted model, not a curated record.